ACCACUUCCUUCUCAACCGUUACCACGGCAACGAGCGCACGUAGGAAGCUGCGGCCGCCGCCAUCUUGGGCUCGUUCCCGUCCCGCCCCGUCCCGUCCCGCACACGAUGGUUCCCAUCACGAAGCUGUUUUGUGCCGCGGGGCUCCUGGCUGCGCUGCUGUGUUUGCGCUGCAGGGACGACCCGUUCCACGCAGAGCUCCUUUCCGGUGCCCGCGUGCUUCUGACCGGAGCCAGCGCCGGGAUCGGGGAGCAGUUGGCUUAUCGCUAUGCGGCCUAUGGGGCUCAGAUGGUGCUGACCGCCAGGAGGGAGGCGGCGCUGCGGGAGGUGAUGGAGAAAUGUCUGACCCUCGGAGCAAAGAAAGUCUUCUACCUCCCAGCUGACAUGUCUUCACCUUCAGAGCCCGACAGGGUGGUUCAGUUCGCUGUCCAAAAACUGGGAGGGCUGGACUACCUCGUGCUGAACCAUAUCGGCACUUCCCCGUUUGAGAUGUGGGGCGGGGAUGUGGAGCACAGCCGCUGGCUCAUGCAGGUCAAUUUCUUUAGUUACGUUGCUCUGGCAUCAGCCGCUCUGCCGGCCCUGGAGAGGAACCAGGGCUCAGUGGUGGUGGUUUCUUCCCUCUCAGGGAAGAUCCCCACCCCAUUCACCACGUCCUACUCAGCCACCAAGUUCGCUCUGGAUGGAUUCUUUGGGUCCCUGCGGCACGAGCUGAUGAUGCAGAGGAAGAACGUGUCCAUCACACUGUGUGUGCUGGGCCUCAUCGACACCGACACGGCGCUGGAGAAGACCCGUGGCCGUGUUUUCCUGUCCGCGUCCCCCGCGUCCGACGCGGCGCUGUCCAUCAUCCGCGGGGGCUGUUCCCGCGUCCCGGAGCUGUUCUACCCGUGGUGGCUGCGCCACGUUCACGGUCUGUGGGUGCUGCUGCCCAACCCGCGUGUGCUGCAAAGCUUCUACAACUACAGCAGCCACUGAACCGGCGGAAACACCGGACAGAGCGCGGCGUGUCCAACCGCAGGCAGCGGACGCGGGGGCAGCUGGGGACCGAGGGAGAAAAACGUUUAUUAAUCCAAGGGGCGGCUUGUUAGAGCAGCCUGCACCGCCCCGUCCAACCCGCCGGUCCUUCCCGUUCCUCGUCCCGGUCGCAGUCAUGUUGGAUCCGGUUGUAGCGGAAAUAAACACAUGGUGCCGAGAGCGGCCAUGGAGUAUCAAAA
Molecule: messenger RNA, 1209 nt
Organism: Coturnix japonica (Japanese quail)
Lineage: Eukaryota; Metazoa; Chordata; Aves; Galliformes; Phasianidae
Gene: HSD11B1L
Product: hydroxysteroid 11-beta dehydrogenase 1 like
Cellular component (GO): intracellular membrane-bounded organelle
Molecular function (GO): oxidoreductase activity
Source: RefSeq, a predicted model, not a curated record